Tetrahymena thermophila SB210 is the source of this 381-nucleotide messenger RNA. RefSeq lists its product as hypothetical. NCBI's taxonomy places the organism in Eukaryota, Ciliophora, Oligohymenophorea, Hymenostomatida, Tetrahymenidae. The transcript has a single exon. The record is from RefSeq and is a predicted model, not a curated record.
AUGAAAUUAAGUUUUUAAUCCAUAGGCUUUAUGACAUCAUAAAGGUUGCUUGAGUACUUUCAUAAAAAGAAGAAUUAAAUAAACAAAUAAAUAGGAAAUAAAUAAUUUCAUUUCAUAAACCUUCUGAACAAAAUUGAAAUUAAUUCAACUAAUUUCAGUUUGACGCAGAACUAUGUCGAAAAAAAUAAAAAAUCCAUUCUAUUCUUAUUCACGUUCUCUCUUCAUAUAUAAAAAGUAUUUUUUAUAGAUUAAUCUAGCCCAGAUAAGAACAAUGAGACUCAUUUAUAAUUUUUAAAUUAAUGCAAGAUUGAGAUUAUAGCUUAAAAUUUAAUAAUAUAAAGAUAAAAAAUAAAUUACAAAAUAAAAAUAAAAUAAAAAUGA